Paramecium primaurelia is the source of this 3998-nucleotide messenger RNA. NCBI's taxonomy places the organism in Eukaryota, Ciliophora, Oligohymenophorea, Peniculida, Parameciidae. The record is from the annotation of a GenBank genome assembly.
AUGGCAUAAACAGAAAUAAGCUAAUCAUUUUUCACUCCAUUUAGCUCAGAUGAUGGUUACUAUUUUUAUGGUAUUUUUAGAUUGGAAGGUGAUUUUAGCCUUCUCUUCGAAUUAUAUAACUAAUUGUGGAAGUUCAAUCAUUUUAGGAGGACUGGGCAUUUUUGAUUAUUAAACAACAAUCACAAAGACCUUUAUUCUACCUCCUCACUAUAAAUUGAAGUUCGAAUUCAAAUUCUGGAGGUACCUUUUCUUAUAUGUAGAUUGACACAAUGGACAGGAUCGUUUUACGAAUUCUAUAUUGAUGGGUUCAAAGCUUAUGAUGACAAUCCAAAUACAUCUACAGGUACUGAAAUAUGUGGUAGUGGAACUGUUGGAGAAGUUUAUCAAAUUAGUAGAGUAAUGGAUCAUGAUGGCAACAGUGCUAUAGCUACAUUAAUUUCUUAUUAGUUUAGUGCAUCAUGGGGGAUUUCUGAUUUCAAGAUUUACGUGUACAAAUGUCCAGAAGGAUGCGAUGUCUGCGAUUUAACUGGAAACUGCUAGAAUUGGAACAGAGUGCUGGCAUAUUUUAAAACAAUUUUUUUCUCUGAUGGAUAAGGAUGGGAAAAAGAUAAUUUUUACUUUAGUGGUUCUCAUUUAUGUGGAAGUAUUUAAGUAUGAUAAUUAGGUUUUUACUUUUAUGGCAAAUUUUUAAUGACUGAAAUGAUUUCAAUCGAAUUAAAUUUACCAGAUCCACACACAAAGUAUAAAUUUCAAUUUAAAUUUUUAUGUGGAUUUGUUACUAGUUCUAUUUCAUUAAAGGUAUAAACGAAUAAUGUAGUACAAAUGAAUACAGCAGUUCCUUUAAAUAUAGUCACAACCUAAAAUAUCAUUUGCGGGUCAUAUUUCAAAUUAGAUAAAAUUGUUUUAGGAGAAUUUUAUAGUACAGAAUCAAUAUUGACUAUUACUAUUGAAAUUUCAGCAUUUAAUACAGGUUCUGCUGCUACUCCAUUUUAUGGUAUUAGAGAUUUUGAACUAUUUACAGAUGCAGAAAAAAAACAGGUAUUAGAUGGAAGUAUUAUUUGCAAUGAUGGGAAUAUAUAUGCUUUUGAUGGUUGUUUUUCUUCAAUAUAUGAUUGUCAUGAAGGUUGCAAUAAUUGUGUCAAGGGUCUAUGCACUAAAUGUUUGACACCUUGGAUAUUAAAUACAAUAUCUGGAUAGUGUUUGCCUAAUUGUGGAGAUUAAAUUGUUGUGCCUUAAGAAGAGUGUGAUGACGGAAACUAGAUCCCUUAUGAUGGUUGUUAUGAGUGUAAGUUUUCAUGCCCUUUAAAUUGUAUUUCAUGUUAAUUUGGUUAAUGUUUGCUUUGUAAUUCAUAAUAUUAUUUAAUUAAUAAUCAAUGUGAAUUUACUUGCUAUAAUGAAAAUAAUGAAAGUAUAUAUGAGUAUUCUGUCUAAAAAUAGGAAGGAAAUUAUUGUUAAAUUUUUAAUUUUUUGUCUAAUUUGUAUAAUUAAAAUGUAGUAAUAAAUACAGAUAUUGAUAUUAUAUCUUAAUAUGAUACAAAUUAAUGUACAAUUGAUAAUUAUGGAAUUUUUGCAUAUUAAUAUAAUAUGUGCUAUUUUGAGAUGUCCUAAAAUUGUAAAGUUUCCUUUUUGAAUAUAUGUUAGAUUUGUUAGGAAAAUUUUUAACUAAAUAAUAAUAAUUUAUGUAUUCCAGAAUGUGGAAAUGGUAUAGUCUAAGAAUAUGAAUUUUGCGAUGAUGCUAAUAUUGUAUAAUUUGAUGGAUGCUAUUAAUGUCAAAGUAGUUGCCAAUUAGAAUGUUUGUAAUGCAGUUAUUCUUAAUGUUUUUAAUGCAUUGAAGGAUGGAAUUUAAUUGAUUUUAAAUGUGUCUCCACCUGUGGGGAUGGUCUAAUUGCUUUGCUUUAAUAAGAAUAAUGUGAUGAUUAAAAUGAUGAGAGCAAUGAUGGAUGUUUUGAAUGCAAAUUAGAAUGUGGUUAGAAUUGCUAAUUUUGUAAUAACAAAUUGGAUUGUGUAUAAUGUGAAAAGUAUUUUGAAAUUAAAAAUUAUAUAUGUGUUCCUAUUUGUGGAGAUGGAAUAGUGGUAGAANCAAUUCAUAAUAUGAUUUAAUUAAUAAUCAAUGUGAAUUUACUUGCUAUAAUGAAAAUAAUGAAAGUAUAUAUGAGUAUUCUGUCUAAAAAUAGGAAGGAAUUAUUGUUAAAUUUUUAAUUUUUUGUCUAAUUUGUAUAAUUAAAAUGUAGUAAUAAAUACAGAUAUUGAUAUUAUAUCUUAAUAUGAUACAAAUUAAUGUACAAUUGAUAAUUAUGGAAUUUUUGCAUAUUAAUAUAAUAUGUGCUAUUUUGAGACAUCCUAAAAUUGUAAAGUUUCCUUUUUGAAUAUAUGUUAGAUUUUUUAGGACAAUUUUUAACUAAAUAAUAAUAAUUUAUGUAUUCCAGAAUGUGGAAAUGGUAUAGUCUAAGAAUAUGAAUUUUGUGAUGAUGAUAAUAUUGUAUAAUUUGAUGGAUGCUAUUAAUGUCAAAGUAGUUGCCAAUUAGAAUGUUUGUAAUGCAGUUAUUCUUAAUGUUUUUAAUGUAUUGAAGGAUGGAAUUUAAUUGAUUUUAAAUGUGUCUCCACAUGUGGGGAUGGUCUAAUUGCUUUGCUUUAAUAAGAAUAAUGUGAUGAUUAAAAUGAUGAGAGCAAUGAUGGAUGUUUUGAAUGCAAAUUAGAAUGUGGUUAGAAUUGCUAAUUUUGUAAUCACAAAUUGGAUUGUGUAUAAUGUGAAAAGUAUUUUGAAAUUAAAAAUUAUAUAUGUGUUCCUAUUUGUGGAGAUGGAAUAGUGGUAGAAGGAUUUGAAUAAUGUGAUGACGGAAAUAACAUUCAAUAUGAUGGUUGUUAUGAAUGUUAAUUUUCCUGCAAAGAUGAAUGUUAAAUUUGCAAUAAAGAUAAAUGUUUAGAUAAUAACUAGACUAUUUUAUGUGAAAUAGGAUAUUAUUUAAUUGAUAAUUAAUGUCAUUCAAUUUGUGGAGAUUCAAUAAUUACAUCAAAUGAAUAAUGUGAUGAUGCUAAUGAAAUACCUUUUGAUGGAUGCUAUUAAUGUUAAUUUUCUUGUUCAUAAUAGUGCUUAGAUUGUAUACUUGAUUAUGAAAUUCAGAAUAAUAUUUGUAUAGAUGUUUGUGGCAAUGGUUCUAAAUCAGAAUAAGAAGAAUGCGAUGAUAAUUAUUAAGUAUCUCAAGAUGGAUGUUCUGAUAAAUGUGAAAUUGAAAUUAAUUGGUAAUGCACACAAAUAAAUUAUAAGACUAGUUAAUGUCUUUAAAUGAAACCUCCUAAACUUAAUUUAAUAUAUUUAAAUUAAACUAAUGACUCAUAAUUCAUUUAAUUUUAAAUUACAAGCAAAGUCAAAUUACAAAAUUCUGAAUAAAAUUUCACAGAUAAUUUGAAAUUUUCCUUAAUUGAUAUGAAUCCUUAAGAUUAUAUUAUUUAUGAGUAUGUAUUAGUAGAGCCUAAUGAUACAACUUUAAAAGAUAUCAAUUACUUAUUUUAAAUUUAAUUGUUAAAGUAAGAAACAUCUGAAAUUUACUUUUAAGUAUAAUUUGAUGCAUUAUUAAUUGAUGAAUAUGGGUUUUAGGUUGAAAAUUAAUUUUUUAAAUUGCAUUUGAAGAAUACCAUAGUUUUAAGUGAAUCUCAAAGAAUAAUUUCUAAUAAGAUAUGUACUUUAAAUAUAUAUAUACUUAUUGGCCUCGGCCUAUCUAGUUUUAUUAUUUUAUUAUCUGGUAAUCCUGGAGAUUGCUUUGAAGUUUUGGAUACUAUGUAGUAUUAAUCUAAUCUAAAAUAUAUUAAUUCAAAUUUUCCAGAAAAUGUCAUGAUUUAUUUUGAAUCUUCCUAAGUAGUAACCGUAAUUCCUAUUUUAGAAAAACUAAAAAUACUAGAUCUACUUGAUACAACUAUUGGAUCAGAAUAAAUAAAAUCAUUUGGAAAAUUUCUUUUAUAUGAUGUAAAUUCAGAUUUAAUCACUAAUUUAUCGGGUUUGA